UCUUUCAAUUACAAAAGAAUCCUUCAAGUAUUAAAAAAAAUCCUACAAGUACAAAACAAAAUUCUACAAGUACGAAACCAAAUUCCACAAGUACCAAACGAAAUUCUACAAGUACGAAAACCUGUCACGUGACUUUUGGCACUAAUUUUCCGCCUUGCUGAUCCACACACAUGCUUGUAAAAUGGGAUGUAAUUCGCACUCCACAACAGCAGGUGGCGCUGUUACCGACUUGCUUGCCGCCGCCACGGACAUGGAAAGAGAAGAGAAGAAGAAACGCUAGCGUGAGGAGGGUGUUUUGAACACGAUGAGCUGCCAACAGGAACUGCUUGCACAAACAAUGUUAGAGAGGCUCCAAACACGCCUCCAGCAUAUUGUCAGUCAGCAACCACUUGACCUGGAUUACCUUGAAUUUGUGUGUUCUCAGGAGGCUGUUCUUUUUAGUGCUGCCUCUAACCAGGUUCUCAUCCCAAAAGCCAUUGUAGAUGCACUCACAGAGCUGCACAAGUUGGUUGUUGAAGAAAGAGAAAAUCAGGUCCCCAUAGUAUCUGUGCAGGUUUGUCAUGGAGCAACUGGGCGUCCAAGAUUUAACAUUUCUCCGGAUUCUCUGUUACAUCUCAUCAACCAAGGUCUUCCUGUGCCGUGUAUUGCUAACUUGAUGGGAGUGUCCACUCGCUCUCUCUUCAGAAGAAUGAGAGAGUUUGGCUUUUCUGUCAGAGCAAGCUAUAGCACCUGUACAAACGCAGAGUUGGACCAUUUGGUAACUGAAAUAAAAAAAGACAUGCCUCAUGCUGGCUACCGCUUGGUUAAGGGAAGCUUGCAGGCCAGAGGAUUCAGAGUGCAGUGGGAGAGGGUGCGGGCCUCCAUGCACCGUGUGGACACUGUUGGCAUCCUUUGUCGCAUGAACCAGCUAGGGUGUGUUGUGCGUCGUACCUACUCAGUUCCUGGUCCCAAAGCCCUGGUCCACGUAGACACCAAUCACAAGCUAAUACGGUACAACAUUGUCAUUUUUGGUGCUGUGGAUGGCUUUUCUCGAAAGAUCAUGUACCUGGGUGCAGCAAACAAUAAUCGGUCCUCAACAGCACUGGCUUUCUUCCAGCAAUCAGUGGAGAGAUUUGGAUUUCCAUCAAGGGUAAGAGCGGAUCAUGGAGUCGAGAACGUUGACAUUGCACGGCUGAUGUUCUCUGUCAGGGGAACAGGAAGGUCCAGUUUCAUUGCUGGGAAGAGCGUGCACAAUCAAAGAAUUGAACGACUCUGGAGAGAUGUGUGGUGUGCUGUGACCAACAUAUACUACAGUGUGUUGCAUUCACUAGAGGAGGAUGGUUUGCUUGAUCUGUCAAACAUCACACACCUCUUCAGUUGUCAUUAUGCAUUUCUGCCCAGACUACAAGCUAGUCUUGAUGUCUUCACCAGUGGAUGGGAUAACCACCCACUUAGAACUGAGGGUAACCUAACACCCAAUCAGCUGUGGGAGAUGGGGAACAUUCAGCAUGCUAUGGCAGAACCAGAAAAUGCAGAGGGAUUGUACCUACCACAUUUGGACUGGGAGGACAGUGGCCUGCCUGAGGAGCCACACCAUGGUGUCACUGUUCCUGAGAUGGGCAAUGUACUGAGUGAUGAACAAAUGGCAGCACUAAGGAGAGAUAUAAAUCCCCUGGGACACUCCCAAUCACAUGGCUCAGACAUCUACCUACUUACCGUCCAGUAUGUCCAGCAAUUACUAGGCUUACAGUAAAACCUACUAGGCGAAGGAGCUGAUUUUGUGCAAUUGUAACACAAAUACACACAUUCUCUACAUACACAUACAUUUGGGACACUUAUUAACAUCUCUAUCGUUUCUUUUCACACUAAAACCACAAUAAAUAUUUCUGAAUCAGUUUUGUAAUGA
This is a messenger RNA of Misgurnus anguillicaudatus (oriental weatherfish), 1885 nucleotides long. The record is from RefSeq and is a predicted model, not a curated record. Lineage: Eukaryota; Metazoa; Chordata; Actinopteri; Cypriniformes; Cobitidae.